CGAGCGAUAGUGGCAUAAUCACCACGAGUUAUGUGAGGAAAUUUUUCCAUGACGUGCCGCAAAGUAGGAGCAAUGACGGGCAACAAAAACACAACCAGAUACUGAUCAUGAACAGCUCGCGACUCGAACCCGAGGGACCUCAAAUAAAUUGUGUAAAACGCAGGAAGAUACACGGACGAGCGAGGACGAGCGUCAGUCACAUCAGGAAGCUCCUGAUUCAACUUGACUCCAGGCUGGUCACGGAAGUGUCCAGAAUAUUGUCCAGAACCAUGAUCAGUGUAAUAUAAACAACAGAUCCAUGUACUAAAAUGUCCAGGAACUCCCUUUACCUAAGGCCUCGUGUCCUGGGCGUUUAACGAUAUACGAAACCAAAGCAAGUUUAGCUCAGGCCCCGUACACGCACUGCCUCUGAAAUCCAGAUCAAGACGCCCAUACGCUCCCCAUCAAGUUGUGCUCAACUGAGCCUCAACACCAUCCACCUCGAGUAAAAUGACAGAAGCAGAACAGCCUGCCAUUCAAAUCUCCAUAGCUAGUCGAACAUUUGAAGGUCAUGAAAAUAGUAUCCCUGCAGCCGCAGUCUUCCCUGAUGGAUCUCGCAUGGUGACAGCCUCAUGGGACAAGACGCUUCGCCUGUGGGACCUGAGGAACGGUGUUGUAUUGAAGAUAAUGGAGGGGCAUCGCAAUGCAGUACACAGAGUUGCAGUGUCAAGAGAUGGGCAAUUCAUGGCAAGCGGUGAUGUGCGUGGAGAGCUCAUCGCCUGGAACAGAAACGGCGAAUCUCUCACCGAACCCAUCCAAAUACACUCCAGAGAGGUCUACUCGCUUGACUUUUCCCCAGACAGUACAUUACUAGCGAGCGGCUCAUGGGAUACCACAGCGAAGCUUUGGAAUACACAAACAUGGCAGGUGCAAGGCAAUCCAAUGCAUUGUAGCGCUGACAUCUUCUGCGUUCGGUAUUCACCGUCUGGUAAACAUCUUGCCAUCGCAACCGCGUUAGAUAUCCAAAUAUGGAAUUCAGGCGAGAGAGAACUCCAGUGCAUCGCAAAAUUCCAGGGUCGCUCUGCGUUGGAAUCAAAUAAUAUUUCACUCGCGUGGACGCCCGAUGGCAAACAGCUUGUCUCAGCUGGUGAUAGACGUGAUCCCGUCAUACGGAUCUGGGAUUCAUUGACCUGGAUGCAGGUCGGUGAGCUCCGGAAGAGCUAUCCUGGGACUCUCAACUUUGACCCUACCGGCACCCUUCUCGCGUCCGCAUCUGACAAUCACCAGGUUCGCCUUUGGCGGCUUUCGGAUCGAAGAACCAUCGCCACAUUCAAGCACACCAAUCAGGUGCUUUGCGUCACCUUCUCCACGGAUGGCAAGCACAUCCUGAGUGGUGGAAAAGAUAAAAUGAUGUCAAAGUGGAAAUUACCUUUGCCGGAGGACAUUCUCGAGGACCAGGCCGAGACAGUUCGCGAUGCAUGCAUAACUGGGGACUUGAUUGCUGCUGAGAGGUUGUUAACACAAGAGAUCGCUGAUACUAGUAACGACCACAACUCUUACGCGAAUCGCUCGUUUGUUAUGGCGAGAAAAGCUGACUGGGACCGCGCACUUGACGACGCACUCAAGAGCAUCAGCAUUCAGCCAUCCUUGGUGGGCUGUAUCUCUAAGGGCAUCGCCCAUUGUGGAAAACAACAGUUCCAGGAUGCGAUGAAAGCAUUUGACCUCGCGUUCAUGUAUGUAGACGCAGACUUGAAUAAAACCCGUCUUCUACUCUUGAUUAAGGCCAUCGCCCUGUUCAAUGCAAAUAAACAUGACGAGGCAAUUCUACGGGUCCAAAACCUAGCUACCACUCGUCCCAAUCCGAAUUCUCUUGCCUGUAGUAUCGUGGAGGCUUAUCUACACGUCCAAAUGGGAAUGAAUGCAUCAACAAACGCACGUCAUGACGAGGCUGUUGACCACUUUACUGCUGCUAUCGGCACGAUUAGUUUCUCGUCUAUGGCGGCAAUCCAUUUUAAAUAUGAUAUCUUUGUGAUGUUAUUCGGGUGGGAUCUCAAGUCCUUGUGGCAAACUGCACACCAAAAUGGGUGUCACGCACUCCUUCGGGCUGGUAGACUUCCAGAAGCCAUUACAGCAUACCGAUAUAUGAUGGAUAGUGCUAAUGAAGCUACGAGAGCACGCUGUCUUGAUUGGUCCAUUGGCAAGUAUUGUAGCAUGCUCUACGCCUCUGCUGGAGUGACUGAGCUCGCUUCGGGCGGAGAUGAUGCCCUUGCUGCGGGUAAUUACGACAGGGCUAUCGAGCUUUACUCUGCGGCGAUCGACCUCGAUUUUGCAACCUAUACCAUCUUUGCGAACCGCAGUAAGGCGAGAUCGGAAAAAAUGCUGUGGGACGACGCACUCCUCGAUGCGGAAAAGGCAAUCGAACUCAACCCCUCAUCUUACUUGGGAUAUCAGUCAAAGCAUUCAGCACUUCAUGGCACACACCGAUAUGAUGAAGCUAUCGAGGCCUUCAAAAUCAUGCUCUCCAAAUUGGAAAAUGCUCCCGACACGGAAACAAAAAACUUGCACCAACAGUAUGUUAGUCCAGCCAGAGCAGAAGGAGCUAUUCAAGAGACAAUCAAGGCUCAACUCGACGAUGCUCCACAUCGACUGAUCAACACCUCCGCUGGGCGCUUGUGUAAUCGCGAGGCACAAAUCAAUGCCUUCAGAAUGAGUGCAGAGUACAAAGAACUUUUGUCAUCCACGAUGAAUCAUCCGGACCCUCCAAUGAAGCGCAUCCAAGACGUGGUGGCGAUGUACUUCCGUUAUGUCAUGCUAUCGCAUAGAUGGGAAGGGACGGAGCCAUUGCUGUAUGACAUCCAGGGCAAGGUGAUAUACGAGUCGGACUCAGUUGGCGGCAUCGCGAAAUUGCAGUCAUUCUGUAAAAUUGCUCGUGAUAAAGGGUAUCACUGGGCAUGGAUUGAUACGUGUUGCAUCGACCAGACCAACAAUGUCGAGGUCCAACAAUCGGUCAAUUCCAUGUUUAUUUGGUAUCGUCACUCAGCGCUUACCAUCAUCUACCUGUCGGAUGUUCCACCUUCGUCGCCGCCUGGCGCGCUCGCAAGUAGCGCUUGGAACACGCGAGGAUGGACAGUCCAAGAAUUCCUCGCCUCAACAUUUGUCCUAUUUUAUCACAGGGACUGGUCCCUAUAUCUCGACGAUCGCUCUCCAAACCACAAAGAUUCCAUUGCAAUCAUGCAGGAGAUGGGACAUGCCACAGGUAUAGAUGCACAGGCUCUUAUCGCCUUCCGUCCGGGGAUGAGAGAUGCCAGGGGGAAACUCCAAUGGGUGUCGGCCCGUGUCACCACGUGGCAGGAAGAUAUCGCAUACUCAUUGUUUGGUAUCUUCGGCGUCAACCUGCCUGUUAUUUAUGGCGAGAAGAAGCAAAAGGCGCUCGGGAGGCUCUUGCAGGAGGUCAUAUCUCAGUCGGGUGACAUCAGCGCCCUGGACUGGGUGGGACAAUCAUCCGAAUUCAAUAGCUGUCUCCCAGCCGACAUUGCUUCAUACAAAGCUCCGCCAUACACUGCGCCAUCUCUGUCCGAAGAUGACAUUCAGACAUCAAUAUCCUCGCUCCGACGUAUCCCGGCUGUGAAUUUGGCAUUGAAACUUUACGCCCUGCUUGACAACCUGAAUGCGCCUCGUUUCGGGAACUGCAGACUGCAUCUCCCUUGCAUCGCAUUUCGUGUCACAGCAGUCAAACUGAGUCGCGCUCAGGACCAAGAGAUAAAGAUAUGUAAAGUCAAGGCCGAUGGGCUUCAUGACCUGCUGAUCACCACGAAGGACAAGGUGAAUCAGUUCUCAUCACCGCGACCCGCUAUGCAAACACUCUUGCUUGUUCGUCCGUGGAACCGUUAUCUCCUAGAGCCUCCUGACUUCGAGGAGCCGUCUGGCUCGGCAGGGCUGCUUGAUGUUGAUGACGAUACGCAGAGCGAUGAAGAUUAUUGGUCUGCGUCCGGGUCUCCAUCUCCAUUAGAUUCGCCUGGAGGGCUCCCUGAAGCGCAGGAGUUGAUCGAUUCGGAACUGAGCGAUCGAGCCUUGCGAUUAAGUGUUCACCUUGGACAGCCUUUUAGAGCAUUUUUGCUAGCGCAUCAGCGCGGCGGAGAAUACACAAGAAUUGCGUCAGAUUAUGAUAUUAUUGCACAAGUCAAAGACCUUUCUUCUAUUCUGGACAUGGUCAAGACGCUAGAGAUAUUAUAG
This is a messenger RNA of Suillus bovinus, 4212 nucleotides long. RefSeq lists its product as uncharacterized. The record is from RefSeq and is a predicted model, not a curated record. The transcript has 9 exons. Lineage: Eukaryota; Fungi; Basidiomycota; Agaricomycetes; Boletales; Suillaceae. Bases 490 to 4212 code for a protein of 1240 amino acids. Gene Ontology annotation, molecular function: protein binding.